Messenger RNA from Brassica oleracea var. oleracea, 746 nucleotides. RefSeq names its product GDSL esterase/lipase EXL1-like. Gene Ontology annotation, molecular function: hydrolase activity, acting on ester bonds. Gene Ontology annotation, cellular component: extracellular region. The coding region runs from base 220 to 636 and encodes 138 amino acids. The record is from RefSeq and is a predicted model, not a curated record. The transcript is spliced from 2 exons. NCBI's taxonomy places the organism in Eukaryota, Viridiplantae, Streptophyta, Magnoliopsida, Brassicales, Brassicaceae.
GAUUAGAGCUGAUUAAAUGUAACAUGAUUUUUUAGGAAUAUGUCCAUUAGGUCCAUUUUUUAAAAAAUCACAUAUGAAUCAAAGUUGUGACUUCUGUUUUAAUAUAUAAGAUUUUUACUACUUUAGAAAAUUAUCUUAAAGAAUUAUAUUUAAUCUCUUAUUUGGUUUAUCGUGUGAUGUUGGUAGACACUGUACCAAUAUGGUGCAAGAAGAAUACUUAUGUUUGGUGCACCACCAAUAGGAUGUGUCCCUUCGCAGAGAACUGUAGCUGGAGGACCAACAAGAGAUUGUGUUGUUCGGUUUAAUGAUGCGUGUAAACUUUUCAAUGCUAAACUCUCUGCAAAGAUAGAUGGCUUGUCAAGAACCCUACAAGACACGACUUUAAUAUAUAUUGACAUCUAUGAUCCUCUACUUGAUCUCAUUUUAUACCCUCAACAAUAUGGAUUUAAGGUGAGUAAUUUAGGAUGUUGCGGAACGGGGUUCAUAGAAGUGACUGCUCUAUGCAACAACUAUACAGCCGCUGUAUGUCCCGUGAGAUCGGAUUAUGUGUUUUGGGACAGUUUUCAUCCCACUGAAACAGCUUACAGAAACAUAGUUGCAAAGCUUCUUCAGAGAUAUCUCAACAGAUUCUUCUAGUUAAUGGAUAUAUAGCACCUACUCUUUAACAUCUCGGCAAUACUUCAUUUAUGAUUAUUUGAAUUAUCAUUACAAAGGCAAAGAAAUAUAAAUUAUACUUUCUAAAAUCA